This is a messenger RNA of Acanthopagrus latus (yellowfin seabream), 1625 nucleotides long. RefSeq names its product leucine zipper putative tumor suppressor 2 homolog. The transcript is spliced from 2 exons. The record is from RefSeq and is a predicted model, not a curated record. Bases 57 to 1070 code for a protein of 337 amino acids. NCBI's taxonomy places the organism in Eukaryota, Metazoa, Chordata, Actinopteri, Spariformes, Sparidae.
UAUUUUACAAUACAUUCACCAACACAUACCUAGAAGAGAAGCCAAAGAGAAUAAGCAUGGGAAACCGCAACACCAGAGACAGCAGAGCUACUGAAGGGACUGGGCAUCAUCAGUCCAAUUUGAAACCCAAGGAGGAGAAAGACUGUACUGAUCUGAUGAAGGAGAUCUUUGAACUCAAAUCCCAGCUGGAAGUGUUCCAGGCAGAGUCAAAAUUAUCGCUGACCAAGUAUAAUGACUCCCAGGAGGAGUCGAAAGUAUUGUGCGCCAAGCUAAAAGAGACCCAGGAGAAGUUAAAUUACUCCCAGGAGGAGUCGAAAGUAUUACGCGCCAAGCUAAAUGUGUCCCAGUGCGAAGUGAAUUUAUGCCGGACGAAGUUAAAAGUCUCACAGGCUGAACUAAAAGUGUUCAAGGGCAAGCUUAAAGUGUCAGAGGAGGAGGUGAAAAUAUUUCAGUCCAAGCUAAACGUGUCCAAGCAUGAGCUGAAAUUAUGCCAGUCCAAGUUGAAACUCUCCGAGGACAAGCUUAAAGUGGUCCAGCCAAAAUUAUCUAAGACUAAGCCUAAAGUGUCCCAGGACACGUCAAAAGUGUACCGGGUCAAGCCCAAAAUGUCCCAUGGUGAGCUGAAUGCUGACUUAGACGAGCUGAAUGUCGACUUGGAUGAGCUCAAUGUCAACUUGGGCGAGCUGAAAGUCUGCUUGGAUGAUAUGAAAGUCUACUUGGAUGAGCUGGAAUACUCCCAGGAUGAGCAAAAAAUGUUCCAGGACAGGCUUGAAUUGUCCCAGACCAAGCUGAAAGCUUCAAUGCAGGCCAAUAUAAUGGUAGAUCCAGAUUUGUCUGAGGACAUCAAGAGGCUAAUGGAAAGUUCAUAUCUCAAACUGGCUGAGGCCAGCAACAAGUCCUUGAAAAAAGUGUCCCAGGACAGGCUUAAAUUGUCUUUAAUGCAGGCCAAUAUAAUGGUAGGUCCAGAUUUAUCUGAGGACAUCAAGAGGCUAAUGGAAAGUCGGUAUCUCAAACUAGCUGAGGCCAAUGACGAGUCCAUGAAAAAAGAAGUGUUGGGGGGCGCCGUUUAGCUAAGUUGGCAGAGUGGGCAUCCCAUGUAAAGAGGCUUUGAGGUUUUGAGGCUUUUGAAAAGAAGCACUCCACUUGACUCAUGACUUGAUUCUGCCAGCCAUCCUUCUACCUGUCUAGCUGUCCAUCCGUUCUCUGUCCUUCCAUGAUCCAGCUGUUUGCUGUCUGCUCUGGUUUUGUCUGUCCACAAUACAUAUUGAAGAAAAAAGUCAAUCUAUCAUUCCGUCCGUCCUUUCUUGACGGUGUGGGUUUCCUCCAGGUGCUCUGGUUUGUCCCACAGUACAUCUUGAAGAAAAACGUCCAUCUAUUGUCCCGUCCAUCCAUCCUUUCUUGACUGUGUGGGUUUCCUCCAGGUGCUCUGGUUUGUCCCACAGUACAUCUUGAAGAAAAACGUCCAUCUAUUGUCCCGUCCAUCCAUCCUUUCUUGACUGUGUGGGUUUCCUCCAGGUGCUCUGGUUUGUCCCACAGUACAUCUUGAAGAAAAACGUCCAUCUAUUGUCCCGUCCAUCCAUCCUUUCUUGACGGUGUGGGUUUCCUCCAGGUGCUCUGGUUUGUCC